AUGGUGGACGGUGUCCUUCACGAAUCAGCUCGCUCCUCCUCAUGGGCAAACCCUCCAGCAGGAAGGAGGACACAAAGCUCGGUUUCUGUCGGGGGAAAAUCGGGCGUUUCGUCGGCAGCAGCAGGAGGAGCGUGUGUGGCCGCGGAGGCAUCCUUUUCUCUCCUGCGCCACCCCGCACACAAUGAGAACAAACCAGCGCGCUACACACCCGGGUCCGAGCCCCGAACCGAGCUCCAGGGCCGCGGGAAGACUCUCUCCUUCACCGGCGUCCUCAUGGCCUCAGCAGCCCAUCCUCCGGAGCUCUAUUCCAGGUGAAAUGUCCGUGUGUGAGCCGCCGACCUCUUCCUGGGAGCUGGGAGUGGAAGUGAAGCAGCAACCGCUCUCACUGCGUCAGAUCUCUGAGCCCUCCCCGUCCUCCCUCCUCCCUUUUCCCCCCCUGUUCUCCUCCCUUUCCCCUCCCUCCUGCUGGGUGAGGAGGAGGAGGAGGAGAAGUGAAAGUGUUUGUGCACACUUGUUUAAAAUAAAGCAAAACAGACUAAAAACACGUGAUAAAAAAAGGUUUCGAGGUUUAAAUGAAUCUGCCUCUGGCAGAAAAAAUGACUUAAAAAAUAAAACAAAGCAACUUUUCACCAAACAGAGGGACAGGAGAUGAGACAUAAAUGUCUAAAAUAUAAUUACAUGUAAUAAUUAGAUGAAUGUAAGUGUAUUUGUUUCUGAUUGAGUAUAUUUUAGGAGUUUUUUAAUCUUAUUUUGCCGUGUUUUUCCGUGCCCGAAAACAGGAGCGGAGUGAGGACUCUGUCGCCAUCUACAGGACAGAAGGUGCAAAUGCAGCAUGAACCUUUAUUCAUGUAGCCUAACCUACUAUUAAAACAAUAUUAAAGGAAUAUGGGACAUAUUCAAUGGUAUUAUUAAAGAUGGUGUUAAACAACAGAGCUACCCUCAAUUUUUUUUAGAUAACAAUAUUCAACAGGAUAACAUAUAGCUUUAGGCAGCUCCUUCAGCAGCAGACUGAGACUCCCACCCUGCAGGACGGAGCGCUACCGCAGAUCAUUCCUCCCCUCUGCAAUAAGACUUUACAAUGAACAGUAACAAAACUGAUUUAACACCACCACUUUUUUUAUGGCAUUUAAAUUGUGUAUAUUGUAGAAAGCUUUAUUUUUUCUUCUCCCUUUUCUAAUUUUUUUCUUAAUUAUUACAUUUAUUUAAGUUCUUAAUAUUAGGACCCUUAUUGUUAUAACUGCAUUUUUGCACUUUUUGUCUUGUCUGUGAUGCUGCUGUGACAAAAAAAUUUCCCCCAUGGGGGAUCAAUAAAGGAAUAUUCUAUUCUAUUCUAACAUGGAUGAUGUGGUCAACAGCUUUAAUCAUUUUUUUGUAGAUGUUGGACCAAACCUGGCAGGAAAAAAUCCAGAUUCAUUGCUUUCUGACAAUGGGAAUGAUAAGCUUAUAGAGUGGAAUCCUAAUUCAAUGUUCCUCACAGUAGUGAAGAAAAAGAAAUAAUAGAUAUUGUAAGUAAAUGUAAAAACAAAACAUCUACUGAUUCAAAUAGAAUUAAUAUGAAAGUUGUAAAAAAAAGGUCAUUGAAGGAAUUUCAAAACCACUCACAUAUAUCUGUAACUUAUCCUUCCAAACAUGUGCAUCAUAUAAAACAUGUGCAAAGUAAACUGUCAAGAAACAUUUGAGUCCUGAGUAAAACAAAACACAUUCUGGACCACAAAUCAAAACUACAAAUUCUCUCCUGUUCACUGAUUUUACCAUAUUUAUACUACUGUGCAGAGGUUUGGGGCAAUAUUUAGAAAUGUACAAUACAAUCACUAUCUAUACUGCAGAAAGGAGUCUUAAGAAUAAUUCAUAAUACAGGUUAUAGAGAUCACACAAAUUCACUAUUCUUAAAAUCAAAAACAUUAAAAUUCACUGACCUGGUUCACUUUCAAACAGCACAAGUCAUGGACAAAGUAAUAAACAAUCUACUGCCUGGAAACAUCCAAAAAUUGUUUUAGGGUUAUUAUCUGAGGGGGGAUUUUAACCUAAAGCAUCAGUGGUAUGUACAAUACUAAAAAGUUUUUGUGUUUCUGUUUGUGGAGUAAGGUUGUGGAGCAGAUUAGGUGUGAAGCUCAAGCGUUGUCCAAGCAUGACCCAUUUUAAAAAGAGGUACAAAAACAUGGUUCUCACCAGGUACAGGGAGGAAGAAGGGCUCUAAACAACAGGUGUGUUCAUAAAUGAUUAAUGUAGUUAUUUACUCUAUUUAUGUGCUUUUUUUUAAUGUUAAUAUAAUUUAGUUUUGCUGGAGACUGACUGAUAUUACUCGAGUAAAGGAGAAGGGGUAGGUUUAAAAAAAAAAAUUACAUAAUAAUGCUUCAUCCUACUCCUUUUCGGACAUGUUGGGUUUGCAUUAUUAUUAGUAGUAUUUAUUGUUUUUACUUUUUUGCUUUGAUUAUUGUUACUGUUGUUUUGAAAAUUCUCACUGGUUUUGUUCAGUUUACUUUUGGUGUUGCACACACAAAAAAUAAAUGAAAUGAAAUGAAAUAUAUUUACUUUUUUGACCAGCUGUUCGUGACCCAUCCAGAACGUGCCCAUGACCCACUUUUAUGUUGGGACCCACCAGUUGAGAAUCACUGGUCUAACCUAUUAUUAAUAAAUCUUAACUUAUAUGGGACUAAGUUCACAGUCUUUAUUAUAUAAAGAGCAGGUUGUGUGAAAGUAAAUGAAAUGAAAGUAAGAGAGAUAUUUAAGCUCACUUUUUCCUCUGAGGACUCCUGAUCUUGAGCUGAGCUUGUCUUUAAAUGAACCUCUUCUUUUCAAUCUCAGACCGCUCUUAUCAGUCCGUGUGUUUAUUCUGCAGCAGAUCAAACCUCCAGGUCGGACCGUGA
Messenger RNA from Xyrichtys novacula (pearly razorfish), 2867 nucleotides. NCBI's taxonomy places the organism in Eukaryota, Metazoa, Chordata, Actinopteri, Labriformes, Labridae. The record is from the annotation of a GenBank genome assembly.